AUGGAGAUAUUGUAUAGUCGAUAUGCAAAUGCUGUAAUUGACGAGACGGUGGUAACGCAGGCUGCUUCCAAUGGACAUGUGGAAAUUCUGCAGUGGAUUUAUCCUAGACUAGCGGACAUGCUGCCUUGUUACAAGCAGUACAAUUUCUAUACAAUGAAAAGUAUGGCUUUAGCUGCUGAAAAGGGGCAUUUAGCAGUGGUGCAGUGGAUGUUUGAAACUCGAGGAAGGGAUAACGAGGAUGACCAGACGGAGAAGCACUUGCAUCAAGCUGCGGCAAGAGGUGGACACUUGCAUGUUGUCAAGUGGCUACGUACACAUUUGACAGAGGCAAUUAAUCCUCGAGUACUGGAUGAAGCAGCAGCUGGAGGAUUUUCAGAGAUUGUGACGUUUCUGCAUGCCGAAUGGAAUGAGGCUAAACUUGAGUUUAAUCGCAACAGUUGUCACGCUUCGGCGAGGGCGAUGAACCAAGCAGCUAGUAAUGGACACUUGGAAAUGGUGAAGUGGCUGCAUGAGUAUAGGAAAGAGGGAUGUUCUGUGGAAGCGAUGAAUCGGGCUGCCUGGAAUGGACAUUUAGAUGUUGUGCGCUGGUUACACGGUCAUCGUACGGAAGGAUGCACACAGCAAGCGAUGAAUAUGGCUGCUAAGGGAGGUCAUUUAGAGGUAGUGCAGUUCCUUCAUGAACAUCGGAGUGAAGGUUGUACGUACAACGCGAUGGACUGGGCAGCACAGGAGAAUCACCUUGAAAUCGUUCAGUGGCUACAGGAUAAUCGCGCGGAAGGAUGCUCACGACUGACUUUGAACGAAGUCGCAAAGCUUGGACACUUCAGAAUUCUUCAUUGGUUGCAUGAAAAUCGGACGGAAGGCUGUACCGUUGCCGCCAUGAAUGCUGCCGCAACGUACGGACAACUCAAAGUUGUGCAGUUUUUGCAUUUCAAUCGCUCCGAGGGGUGCACUACUGCCGCAAUGGAUGGCGCGGCUGCGAACAAUCACCUAGAAAUUGUCCAGUGGCUACAUAAAUACCGUAGCGACGGUUGCUCAAGAAGUGCAAUGGACGAUGCUGCUCGGAAUGGACACCUCGAAAUGGUACGGUGGCUAGACAGUCAGCGAACUGAGGGAUGUUCGACAAGUGCAAUGGAUGGAGCAGCUGAAUGCGGCCACUUGGAUAUUGUUCAAUUUCUUCAUACACAAAGGACGGAGGGAUGCACAAUUCGUGCAAUGAAUGGGGCAGCUCGAAGCGGGCACUUAGCCAUUGUGCAAUGGUUACAUGAAAAUCGUCAGGAAGGCUGCACCGCGGACGCUAUGGAUGACGCCGCUAAGAACGGACACCUGCAAGUCAUGCAUUUUUUGCAUGCAAAUCGCCAAGAAGGCUGCACAGUACGCGCAUUGAAUGUGGCGUCCACUAGAGGUGAUUUUGUAAUGUUGGAAUGGCUCCGCUCAAAUUUUUACCUCAAUAUGAAGGAAUGGCCAAUUCACGCAGGAUUGAACGCAAUUACGCACGACCGUAUUGAGAUACUACAGUGGUUACUUAAGCACUUCAGUGCAUCCGCAGUGUUGGACGUGAGAAUCUUUUAUAAUGCCGCACACUAUCACAACCGAUCGCACAUAUUGGCAUAUCUCGAUGGCCACUGGACAAUAGACAAUGAAAACUUGUGCGAAGCUUACAAAUCCCAUUGGAAGUCUUUGCUUUGA
Peronospora farinosa is the source of this 1689-nucleotide messenger RNA. NCBI's taxonomy places the organism in Eukaryota, Oomycota, Peronosporomycetes, Peronosporales, Peronosporaceae. The record is from the annotation of a GenBank genome assembly.